Magallana angulata is the source of this 2383-nucleotide messenger RNA. RefSeq names its product disintegrin and metalloproteinase domain-containing protein 26A-like. Gene Ontology annotation, molecular function: metalloendopeptidase activity. Gene Ontology annotation, biological process: proteolysis. The record is from RefSeq and is a predicted model, not a curated record. NCBI's taxonomy places the organism in Eukaryota, Metazoa, Mollusca, Bivalvia, Ostreida, Ostreidae. The transcript is spliced from 17 exons. Bases 199 to 2256 code for a protein of 685 amino acids.
CGUUCGACGAGAUAUUUAAAUCCAGAAUAUGAAGAGACACCAUUGUUAUAAACGAAGUCUGACUUGAAUGGACAUUUAAAACAUUUGCCUCGGCACAGGCGUCCUUUGGAUUUUGUGCUUUAUCAUCAGUGUUGUUCUGAGCGUUGGGAUUUAUUAAAUGGAAAUAGGAAUAUAGUGGUCAGAAGUCCUCAAGUUACCAUGUUUUCAUCGUUGAUAAAGCGGGUUGUUAUGAUAUAUGUCAUGAUGGAGUUAAUUGUCGCAAUGAUUCCUGACUUUCAAUCCAAAGAUGACAUGGACUUUCUUGAUGUCACAGUCAAGGUCUCCACACACGUUGACAGAAUAUCGAGGUCAACUGACUUACCCAGUCAACUUCUUGUCAGCUUGAACAUCAGCAAUGAUCAGAUUACAUAUCAUCUAACAGAAAACGAAGAAAUAAGCUGGAAUGUACCAAUUUAUACAUCUGACACCGAAGGAGCACUAAUAGUUGAACAUAUCGCAUCAUCAGGGAAUGUGAAACACUAUCAAGACCAAAACCAUGAGGCUUCUUUCAUGAUAGAAAGAAACGACUCAUCGUCAUGCAUGAUUGCCAUAUUUUUAUAUAAAAGGGAAGAGUAUGUGAUGAGACCAGAACACUGUCUGUUUGAUUUUGAGAGAAACAUGAACUACAGAAUUUCUAAAGUGAAAAGAAAUCCCUUUUCAGACAGUUACGCAGUGAAAUCGGAUAUUGAUAGACAGAGUUUCUCUACCGGUAAAGAAAGGAAACUGUCAAGACACAAGCGACAGAGCACGGACUACAAGAUAGAAAUGUUCUUAAUCAUAGACUAUUCAAUCUAUAUUUAUUGGUAUACCCAGAGCCAAGCAACGACAACAGUUGGUAAAGACGCAGAAGCUAAAGACAACAUUCGGCAGUUCUAUUCUUUUGUUAUAAAUGGAAUGGAUGUUCGUUUUAAGAAUAUUCAAUCCUCAUACACUAUUUCCAUUUUGUAUUCUGGAAUAUACAUCGCAGAUACACCAUCUAAAGCACAAUUUAUUGAAAGCAAGAAAUUUUCGUCCUCCUCCGGAACUCAAGUUGACUCUUCCGUCGCUCUUGAUGCAGUCACUGCUUGGAUAAAAAAUUCUAUGGGGAUUCCUGAACACGACCACGCUAUGCUGUUUACGAGGUAUGAUUUGACAAGUGAUGGAUCUUCUAGCAAUGCAGGACUCGCAUACCUAUCGGAAAUGUGUGCGGACAAUUCAGUGUCGGUGGUGGAAGACCAUUUUGAUUUCAGAGUGCUUACUACAGCAGCGCAUGAAUUAGGACACGGGUUGAGUGCUAAACACGACGGGGAUGGAAAUACAUGCAAUGGUACCAGCUAUUUUAUAAUGGCCUCAUUCAGUGAACCUGUACAAAACCAAAAUCCAUGGAAGUUUUCACCAUGCUCUGUCGACUAUUUCACAACUUUUAUCAACAAACUCAAUCAGGAUGGCAAAAAUUGUAUGACUGUACUGAGUCCUAACUAUAACCCUGGGGCACUACAACAAUACACGUCACUUCCUGGAGAAAUAUAUGAUGCCGAUUCUCAUUGCAGACACAUUUUUGGAGCAGGUUCUUCGUUAUGUCAGAACCCAUAUAAUAAAACCUUUUCGACAAUUUGCACUAUAUUGUGGUGUACGAAACCUGAUGGAAGUGGUCUGUGUAACAGUGCUGUUCCUGGAGAUGGCCUUCAUUGUGGAAAUAAAAAGUGGUGCAUUUCGGGCGAAUGCAAAUACGAUGAGUGUGCCCCUCCUGGCGAUGAGACGUGUUUAUAUGGGGAUACUCAAGGUGUAGUCAUUACAUAUAACAACAAGGAAACCACCUGUUCUUUUGAGGACAUCAAAAAUGAUCCAUCUGUUUGUUAUCACGUGAAAGAUAAAUGUUGCCAGCAAUGCAGACAUUUCUACACUGGAAUAGCAGGAUGUGAAUACGGUGACAAAACAUCAGGAUGUACAACACAACAUUGUCCUGCGAAUCCUUCUCUUUGCUGUGGUACAUGCCAUAGUGGUCCUACACCUACUACGCCUUCACAGGAACCAACAACAACCAACAAUAAGAAUCCUUGUAAAUCAUCAUUAACAACAGCAACACCAACGCCCUCUUCUACCUUUACAACAACUACACCAAAAUCACCUUCUUAUGUGUUCAGAUUGACUGUCACCUUCAUGAUUGAUAUAACAGAUGAUUUGUCAAAUAAUGCUGUGAAAGAAAGUGUAAUUUCUAAAGUGCAGGCAGCGGACUGAAGUUUGUAAGCUGCAUUGUAAGAAACAUAAGAAAAGGUAGUUUGAACGUUGAUUAUGAAGUUUACACAGCAAUGAAUUCCCAAGUGGUAGCCGACAUGACAUUUAUUUCCAAAGAUAUGGUUACAGG